AUGAGUCUCGAUGACGUAACCCGAAAUGAGCUCAUAGGGUGGAGGUCAGGCGCAAAAGAAGCGAAAGCUACUGCCAAGAAACGCCGGGUGCAUUGGGCCUCACUUGGGCCUCAGCCAGCGAGACAGCCAUUGCCAGCAUCAUCUGCUCCUCGAAGCUCUUGGGCCCGGGCCCACACCGGGUCUCAUCCUGAGGCCCAAAGCCCGAUGAGCUCUCCACAUCGUCAAACUCGUCCGAGCCUCCGUAGCUCGUCCCCACCUCCGCCAUCUCUGACCGGCUGCGGCCCAUCCAGUAGUCCACGUCAUCACCUGCAGCCAUCGCCAGGUGGCGGCCAGGAGACACCACCACGAUGCCGCUCUCUGCAGGGUAGUAAUCCUCCGCUUCUCGCCUGCUGGCGCUCGGCGAGGGCUGCUAUUGCGCAUGCGAGUCCACCGGAAGGUGAUGAUGAUGAUGAUGACUGGGUGCGAUUACCUGCUAUGCAUUGUUCGGAUUGGAUUGAGUCGCGGAAAGGUGGAACCAGCUGGCGCCUCCCGUUUUCCUGUAUUUACCUGAAUAGAGAGCCAUAUAGCUUCCAUAACCAUUAUAUCCUCGAGAUCAAGGUCAAAAUCGUCCUGUCUGCAACCAGAGAGAGAGAUUAA
Striga asiatica is the source of this 636-nucleotide messenger RNA. The record is from the annotation of a GenBank genome assembly. Lineage: Eukaryota; Viridiplantae; Streptophyta; Magnoliopsida; Lamiales; Orobanchaceae.